AUGGCGACCACGGAGGAUGAGCGGCCGGCGGGGAGCGGAGAGGGAGAGCGGUUGGAUUUCCUGCGAGACCGGCACGUGCGGUUCUUCCAGCGCUGCCUCCAGGUUUUGCCUGAGCGCUACUCUUCGCUCGAGACCAGCAGGUUGACUAUUGCAUUUUUCGCACUCUCUGGGCUGGAUAUGUUGGACUCCUUAGAUGUGGUGAACAAGGAUGAUAUAAUAGAGUGGAUUUACUCCCUGCAGGUCCUUCCCACAGAAGACAGAUCAAAUCUAAAUCGCUGUGGUUUCCGAGGCUCUUCUUACCUGGGUAUUCCAUUCAAUCCAUCAAAGAAUCCUGGAACUGCUCAUCCUUACGAUAGUGGCCACAUAGCAAUGACCUACACUGGCCUUUCAUGCCUAGUUAUUCUUGGAGACGACCUAAGCCGGGUAAAUAAAGAAGCUUGCUUAGCAGGCUUGAGAGCCCUUCAGCUAGAAGAUGGAAGUUUUUGUGCAGUACCUGAAGGCAGUGAAAAUGACAUGCGAUUUGUAUACUGUGCUUCCUGUAUCUGCUAUAUGCUCAACAACUGGUCUGGCAUGGAUAUGAAAAAGGCUAUCAGCUAUAUUAGAAGAAGUAUGUCCUAUGACAAUGGGUUGGCACAGGGAGCUGGACUUGAAUCUCAUGGAGGAUCAACUUUUUGUGGCAUUGCAUCACUGUGCCUGAUGGGUAAACUAGAAGAAGUUUUUUCAGAAAAAGAAUUGAACAGGAUAAAAAGGUGGUGUAUAAUGAGACAACAGAAUGGUUAUCAUGGAAGGCCUAAUAAGCCUGUUGACACCUGUUACUCUUUUUGGGUGGGAGCAACUCUAAAGCUUCUGAAAAUUUUCCAGUAUACUAAUUUUGAGAAAAAUAGAAAUUACAUCUUAUCAACUCAAGAUCGCCUCGUUGGUGGAUUUGCCAAGUGGCCAGAUAGUCAUCCAGAUGCUUUGCAUGCAUACUUUGGAAUUUGUGGCCUGUCACUAAUGGAGGAAAGUGGCAUUUGUAAGGUUCAUCCUGCCCUGAAUGUAAGCACACGGACUUCUGAGCGCCUGCGAGAUCUCCAUCAGAGCUGGAAAACCAAGGACUCUAAACAGUGCUCAGAGAACGUACACAUCUCCACAUGA
Molecule: messenger RNA, 1134 nt
Organism: Rangifer tarandus platyrhynchus (Svalbard reindeer)
Lineage: Eukaryota; Metazoa; Chordata; Mammalia; Artiodactyla; Cervidae
Source: the annotation of a GenBank genome assembly